This is a messenger RNA of Esox lucius (northern pike), 8736 nucleotides long. It is a transcript of the gene lmtk2, whose product is annotated as lemur tyrosine kinase 2. NCBI's taxonomy places the organism in Eukaryota, Metazoa, Chordata, Actinopteri, Esociformes, Esocidae. Bases 450 to 5156 code for a protein of 1568 amino acids. Gene Ontology annotation, biological process: protein phosphorylation. The transcript has 14 exons. The record is from RefSeq and is a predicted model, not a curated record. Gene Ontology annotation, molecular function: protein tyrosine kinase activity; ATP binding.
UGUAGGAACAUGGCGCUUCAGAGGAAAGGUGCUGCCUGAUGCCUGACAGUUUUGGACUAUUGAUGAACUAUUUCGUGGGAAUAGAUGUAUUGUACAACAGUAAAGUGUAAAUAUGGAUACUUGAUUGUUAAAUACAUUUAGUGGUCCUUUUCAAGUUUUCAUGGAUUCUGAAACGGGAUUGUCUGAGGCAUUGAUAGCUCACGUUAGCAUGUCAUUUGCCAUAGCUAGCUACCUAGCUAGACCAGCUAACGUAAACGUUUCUUAUGCUGUCGUUAUAUAAACAUAAAAUGUUUGCGGUGCGGGCAUUUAUAUUUUGCCUGUAGAUAAAGCUAUAUAGUUAACUUAUUAUCAAUGAAUUUGACAAUUUAUUUGGUUCAUUAGCACUUGGUUUACAAUUUUGACGACGAUUCUGAUUAGCUUGCUAGCGAACUUUAGCUCAGCUGAAAAGGAUGGAGAACCGUCAUGGAUUUGUGUUGUUGCUGGCUACUGGGAUCCUUCUGUCGGUAUUAUUUCUGGCUGAAGGUGCUCCGCUUCCGUAUUCUGACACAGCAGGGGAAACUGCAGAUGAACGCACAAUGUUCUCUCUGCACCUCCCUGUGGUUGUGUCUCUGAUUGCCCUGGUGGCCCUUGUGGUGCUACUGGCAAACUGUGUGACCUGCUGCAAGGAACAGGAGAUCAAUUUCAAGGAGUUUGAGGACAAUUUUGACGAUGAGAUUGACUUCACUCCUCCAGCGGAAGACACCCCUUCCAUGCAGUCCCCUGCUGAGGUUUAUACCCUGACAGUGCCACCUGUGGCUCUGCCAGGACCUCCCCACCUGGAUCCGCCCACUCGCAUCUCAGAGGGAUUCACUGGCUCACAGGUGGCUCGUCACAGUCUCAGUUACAUCCAGGAGAUUGGAAAUGGAUGGUUUGGCAAGGUCCUUCUCAGUGAGGUCUACACAGAUCCAGGUCCUUCCAGGGUGGUGGUCAAGGAGCUGAAGGCUAAUGCUAGUGCCAAGGAGCAGAAUGACUUCCUGCAGCAUGGGGACCCUUACAGAGUUCUGGUUCAUCCUAACAUCCUGCAGUGUCUUGGCCAGUGUGUGGAGGCUAUCCCCUUUCUGUUGGUUUUUGAGUACUGCGAACUGGGGGACCUCAAGGGCUACUUGUCUCAGCAGGACUGGAUGUUCCAAAAUUCAGAGUUGCUGCAGCUGCAGAAGAUGGCCUGUGAAAUUGCUGCUGGUGUCUCUCACCUCCACAAACACAACUUUUUGCACAGGGACUUAGCCCUGAGGAACUGUUUUCUAACCGCAGACCUGACCGUCAAAGUGGGAGACUAUGAUAUCGGCCCUUACAGAUACAAGGAGGAUUACAUCAUCACAGAGGACGACGUGCCUGCACCCCUCCGCUGGAUGGCCCCAGAGUUAGUUGGCGAGCGCCAUGGGGGUGUGGUCACCCUGGAUCAGACCAAGCCUGGGAAUGUGUGGGCUCUAGGAGUAACUCUGUGGGAGCUCUUUGAGAACACUGCCCAGCCCUACCCUCAUCUGUCCGACCGCGAGGUUCUAAACCACGUCAUCAGGGAACAGCAGAUAAAACUGUUCAAACCACAGCUGGAGCUGCCCUAUUCAGACAGAUGGUAUGAGGUGCUACAGUUCUGCUGGCUAACUCCCGACAAGCGAGCCACGGCCGAGGAGGUCCACCGGCUGCUCACCUACCUUCGUAUGCAGGGCCAGAAGGAUGUGGAGGAUGACUUUGAACAGCGCUGGGACUUGCUGAAACCCAACCCUCUCACGCGCCAGACCACUGUCAGCCACUCCUCCUUCCCUAUUUUGGAACAAUUUGCAAACGACGCCCUGCGGCCUGAGGCGGAUGAGGUGCUCACUGUCACCGAGACCAGCCGUGGCCUGAGCUUUGAGUAUGUGUGGGAAGCGGCCAAGCAUGACCAUUAUGACAGUGGCAGUGGCCGUUCGGCCAUGGACACCACCCUAAACUACCACAGCAUGUUCUUCCCUGUGCCCAGCGAGGACAUCCAAGCCCAUUUCCCUGACCCUGCGGUCCCAAGGAUAGGACACACUGACAGCAGUAACACCCAGUCAGCAAUUCCUGGGAUACUUCCCGUAUUUGAUGCUCACAAACCAGUCAAUGGGAACGAGUACUACAUCCAGUUGGAGGAGCAGGGGGAGAGCACUGUAGAUGCGAAGGAGAACAGUCCAGAAGAGGGUAUAGAAUCUGACAAGCAACAGUAUGUCACCCUACAAGAUGUCCACUUGGACGAGACUAGCACCGACGCAGAUUUCUUCCAUCGCAGCAUUGACUCAAAAGACUCAUUCUUGCAAGACAGCCACAUCUGGUCAUCCAGUGAGCAUGACAGUCCCUAUCACACUAACAUCUUCAGUGAGGGAGGCUCUAAACAGGACUCCGAUUCCUGGAACAGGGGCGUCAUGGAGCUUCCAGAACUUAAUGGAAACAGUCUCCAGAGAGGGGAGUCUGUAGAGGGGCAGGCCCAGGGAACAGAGAAAAACUUUGGAGAAUAUUUUUUAGGGGAGCAUCGUUCAGAGGCAGUACUCCAGGACUCUCUAGAGGAAGUGGAGGAGGUAGCGCGGACCCCUGACGUAAAGAGGCUUCUGAACCCUGAGAAACUAGUAGAUAAUUUCCUGUUCCUUAAAGAGAAGAGCCUGAUGAAGGAGGGCUCUUGUUUAUCAGGGGAAAGUAGUGAACAACAUUACUUUCUCAAACCUGGUCUGACCCAUGUCCCAGAGCACAGCUUCAAAAUGAACUCUUGGGAUACUGAGACGUUAGAUAACUUAGACUUUGUCGGGAUUUCCAUCAAACCUAUAGAGAGCCACACAUCCCCAGCAGAGGAGGACAUUUUUGACUUCAUGAGUCCAAGUUUUGUGGAUUUCCUGCAACCUGUAUCAGACUCUAAAACACUGGUGCCUUCUAAAACAUUGGUUACAGGAGACAACUGUCAAGACAAGCUACCAGUUAGAAAUGGCUCCAUCAGUGAAGACUUCGGUUUGCUCCAGCAGUCUUCCAAUGCAGGGAUGGAACCUGCUUCUGACUCUACCUCUAAGAGGCCUGAAGUCCUUGUUGUUAGUCCAGCAACUAGCCACCAGCCCCCCUUUCUCCUUUCUGAAAGUGCCACUACAAACCCCCUUUGCAUGGAUGCCAAAAACCCCAGUCUUGAAGACAGUCUCGGGGCCUCAGAAGAUGACCGUUUUGAAUCCAUAGGAACCAAAGAAUCCCCUGCCUACCUACUUAGUCUUAGCUCUUCCCCAGUCAUUGCCAGGGAGAUUGCUGUUGACAAUGGCCUGAUUAGCGAAGGCUUGACUAGUGACGAUCUGUUGAGCAACCUGGUUGAAGAUGAUACAGAGGCAGAAAUAAACACUUCCCUAUCUGAGCAAGAACAUGACAACUACCAUGUUUUGGAGGACGAUGGCAGGUCCUCUCUGUUAGUGUCCGGUCCGUCUAUGGACCAGAUCAGCCAAGACAGCCUUCUGGAGGACAGCAUUUCCACCACUCUUCACACCGUCGACAGCUCGGCUGAGACGCCUGACUCUUUGGACUCUCUGCACAUCAUACAAGUUCCUGUCGAAGAGCUGAACACCCCAGCCACCCCUCAGAAGCUUCAGCCCCCUUACAAAACAGCUGACAGUGGUUAUGAGACAGAGAACCUGGAGUCUCCAGAGUUUAAUUCGCAGCCCGUUAUUAAAGAACACUCUCCAGAAGAAACUGGGUUGAGUUUGACAGAGGAACAGGAGGAGCCAGCAACUGCUACCUUGCUAUUUCCACCUGAAAUAAUAGUCACAGAGGUAGAGAGUGUGUUGAAUCCUCAGGAUGAGGAUGUCAGUGAGGACCAUCCGGUAGAACCCAUAGCUCCUGGCAAAGAACCUUUCAUGGGAGGAAACUAUAGAGACUCUGCCUAUUUCUCAGACAAUGAAUCAGAGCCCGAGAAGAAGUGUGAAGACGUCAACUCGCUGAUUAGCGAUGCCUGUGGCAGUGUUUCAGGUUGUCCAGCUAUUCUUCCUGAAGUAACAGAGGAGUCACAGCAGGAGUCUUAUCUUAUUUCAAAAUCCCUGGUUAAUGACGAAGUUGAGGAAACAAAACAUCAGACCAUGGAAGGUACAGGUGUUCCUGAGUUAUUCCUCACCACAGACUGGGAAAAGACUGCACCUGUGUUAAUUGAUGGCAAUGUGGAGACUGGGACAGAGGAGUUCUACCCUGGCGUCAGGGCUUCUAGUCAUUUCGAAUCCAGUGGAACUUCCACAGUGGACCUAGAAAAGCCUACAUUGCCUGUGGUUGCAACCUCCGCUAAACCCUCGCAUGAAUGCAUACCGGUCCAUGCUAAACUAACCAGGACAUAUGCCAGCGAGAUCACCCCCAAGCUUAAGGAGCCUGAUAUGGAGGGGAGGUACCUGGGCAGGCAGGACGACUCGGUUGGGGACAGGCAGAUGGACGGAGAGGAGGCUGAUGAAGAGGAUGAAAACAGCGACGACUCAUCUGAUGACAUGCGGGCUUACCGGCUACACAGCUCCAGCUCGGACAGCGAGGAUGACACGGUGCAUCCGGUGCCCGUCAUAGUCUCGGACAAUAGUAGAGCGCAGAACCUCAGGAGCCUGUUGAAGCCCACCUCGCUGAAUGUCACCUCCAGCAACAAACCGUUCAUGUCACCAGGGGGCAGUGAUGCUGACAGUGCCCGGAGAGCGGUGUCAUUCUUUGAUGAUGUCACGGUUUACCUUUUUGACCAGGAGACCCCCACUAAGGAGCUGGGCGACCAUUUGUCAGGCUCCAACAGCCAGGUGUCAGAGGUCAGCAGCCCUGUGCCCCCUGCCAGUUACCUGAACAGAUUCGCCAACUCCACAGAGAGCUCCACAGAUGAAGAAGGGGGUGGGUUUGAGUGGGAUGACGACUUCUCGUCCCCGGAGCCCUCCGCGUACCUCUCCAAAGCAGCCAUGGACCUGGCCGUGUCCAAUGCCACAUCGCCAUCGUCUGCAGCCACGCGCUACUUCUCCCCUCCCCCACACGGGGGUCGUGCCCCAGAGCCCAGCUGGAGCAGCUCAAACUCAAACUACUCCCGCUUCUCCAUCUCACCGGCCAGCAUCGCCAGCUUCUCGCUCACGCAUCUCACCGACUCAGAUAUUGAACAAGGAGGAAGCAGUGAAGAAGGAGAUAAAGACUAAGGUACAGAUGGGAGGGCCGUUUCUCUCCACUCUGUGGCAUUUGGACCUACAACCUUUUACGAUGUCAGGUGAAUGUAUGAGGGCUUAAUAAACGGAGUCAAGCCUGACAGGUGGACACGCAGCACGGUGUUAUGAAGACCAUGGAUGCUUCUCUUCUCAGGCAGAACUGCCCACCCCCCAGGGAUGGUCAUUAUGAGGACUAAAAAACGGCAACACCACCCAUCCUCCUCGACAAAACCUCCCUCCCUUCUUUGAAUGCGUCUUUGCAAAUAACACUGAUGAUUAGACAAGGCUCAUUCAGGCCUCUGAGGCUCAGCAUUUCUCCCUCUUUUUUUCUUGUUCUUUUCACUGUUUAGAGACUUGUUGAGCACCUCUUCCUGAUUUAUUUUUUUUGUUCUUGCUUAAUGACUCUGUCACCAAAAAAUGACUGACUUUUAUUUUAUAGCCCUAAACUAUUGAUAUAAGCACUGAAAAGUGGCUGCUCUUGCAGAUUGUAUCUGCUAUAAAAAUGGAAAUAUAAGCUAUUUGCAUCAGGCAGAUUUGAACCCCAAUGCCUAUGGGUUUGACACUGCUCAGAAACACUGUUUAUUAGCUUCUUUGCUAAGUCUUUAUUCAACUGUAACAGUAGUUGCCUUUUGAAACUGUUUUUUGUCUUGUCAGAUAUACUUAUUCAUUGUGAAUGCUUCGACAGGAAUGGUAAGGAAUAGCAGAGGUAUAUUAGGAAUUUUAAGAACCAAGUUUUGAUGAUUGACUGAUUCACAGCCCACAUCCAAUCUGUGUAAUUUUAAUGACAGUCACUUCUUGCUCAGUUGCUAUAGGAACAGUCAGUUUUAUGUAACUUUGUCAGCAACCGGAAACCAUACAACUCACAGUUCAUAUCCAUGUAAAAGAAGUUAACUUCCGUUGAACUCCCAUCUAUAUUGUAUAAUACAACAUUGUCACAAGUCAUUGUUUGAAUUAGCAGUAUGUUAAUUAAUUUGUUCAAAGGCUUUUGCAGUUAUUACUGUGCCACUCAAGGAAUCAAAUGAUAAAGAAGUUUAACUUCUUUACUCGGGACUGCGUUUGCAUCUAGAGACCUAGAGAGUAAAAGAGUUGUUUAAAACAUUAGAAUGUAAGAUAAAUUGUUGUUUUUUGAAAUGUGCAAUUAGUUUCUUUUUAUCAGACUACAUUUUUGCAAGAGUUCAGGAGUCACUGUGGAAUCACUAUCCCAAAGGCUGUUCCAAAUGGCUCCCUGUUCACACAAUACAAUAUAGUGGCCUAUUUCUGACCAGAGCCUUGGUCUAAAGUAGUUUACUAUAAAGGGGAAAUGGCACCAUUUGGGACAUUGACCAUUUCUCUGGAUGGCUGCAAGGGUAUUACAGUAACUCAGCCAGAACUCACCAAUCCCCCAGUUGUCAUUGAAGUGUCUCCUAAGACAGACACUUUCUUCUUUUGUUUGGUUUACUAUGUCAAACCAGUAGGACGCAGAUACUGUCAUACAGGUUAUACCUUUUCAUACAGGUUAUUCUCCUUAACAACUAUACAGCCGUGAGUUAGAGAAUAGCUUCAGAGUAGUCCACAUUGCCAUAUCAUCUCUCUCACGGUGGCCCACUCAGCACUCUCCCAUAUGAUUUGCUGGACAUAAUUUUGGUGUGCAGUAAGCCUUGGUCUGUGCACCACCAUGAUCAUUUGAUGUAUAUAAACAUUAUGAUUCAGCUUGAUCAGCAAGGCAAGCUUGACGUUAUGUUCAUGUAGCAUAGUUUAAACACAGUUCUUCCAGACUCAGUGGGUUCAAGAAAUUAAAUAAUGUAACUCUUGCUUUAGUUAAUUAAGGUUUCCAAUUGAUUUUUGUAUUUGGUGAUGUUAUUUGAAGAAGUCAUCAAUGAAAUUCUCAACUUCGGCAGCACUGUAUUUUAGACAGGGGCCAGUAUUCAAUCAGAUCAAGGAUUAAUAGGAAAUUGCCAACAACGGAAUACCUAUAGCUGGUGUUUUGACUGUGUCUAAGGUGUUACUACUUUAGAGCUCUCAAAUAGGCAACAGCUUCUUGUGUGAUUGUCACAAAACCACACUUAUCUACUGACAGUUGAAGUUUAAAAUGAGGUAGUGCAGGCUGUAUAUCAUAUUAAUGACCCUCAAAUUGGAAAUGAUUAAACAUGUAUAUCAGCCAACAUCAGGGAUGUGCAAUUGGUGGCCCGUGGGCCCUUUUAAUUACUUAUGAACUCUUUUGUAGAAUACACAAUGUACAUUUCCUAAAUUUGGUUGUGCAUCUAGUUAUGCAUCAGCAGGUAAGUAACAGUGAAUUAGCCAGCGUUUGCUUAAAAAAAGUUGUUUGAUCAAUUAGUCUGGCCACAUUAUUGUCCUCCUCUGUUCACAUACUUAAAAAAAACUGCAAAAACGAUUGCAUGGCAAAACGGGUAGAAUUGCAGGAAACUCGAAAGGAAAAAAAAAAGUACAAUGUUUUUGAUGUGGGUGCGUGUGAUGAGUUGUGAUUUAUUUUGCCCAGCCACCACUCACCAAGUUGCCCAUCCCUGGCCUAGGUGGCAGAGACUGCAUUGGAUUACCACUAAUGUGAACUGGUGUAUCCCAUGGCAACAUAGCCUGACCAGUUUACAGCACACGUCUGAAUUUGACAACUCUGAUCCUGGUCUGGAUUAGACUCACCCUAAACAACCACAAUGCAGAUGUAUUUUACAGUGGAUCUGAUUGAACUGUGCCCAAGGUGGACCUCUGUAUAACCAGCAGCCUGGGCUUUGUUUCAGUAAAACUUGAAAACCUGAUGUUUUAUUCUACAGUAUAUACAUUUGCUUAAUCUUGCACAUUUGAGAAGUGUAACUUAAAGGGGAAGUUGUCCUAUUUUUACGUAACUUUAUUUUCACUCUGUGCUUGCAGGUUUUCUCCCUUUGUAAGAGACAAUUGGUUGUCAUAAUAGCAUGAGCCCUGGUGAUAAAUGCAGUAUGAAAAUGUCAUUCUAGAUAAUGUUUCCACAUUGAUUUUCUAACUGCCAUAAACCCAUGUUUGAAUGAUUCUGUUUAGAAAAAAAAAAUGCAAAUAAGGGUUAAUGGGUCAGUGGGUUUGUUUUCAACAACAGCGUUAUCUGAAAACCGUUUUUCAGGUUGAUUUGUUUUGAAGAGUUAUACAUGAUAGGACACAUUUUCCUAAUGCUUGUCCAUGGAAUGAAAUCAGCUGCAAGAGAGAAUUUUUAGAGGAUUAAAUACAACAACAGAAAGUGAGAAUAAUGCAACAUGUAAAUAAAAAUUGAUUUUAAAAAGUAGGGGAACUUCCCCUUUUAAUGUUUUACUGUACUGAUGUAUAUAAAUGUUAAAUUUGUCUGUAAAUGGGAAUGAUGUAAUCAAGUCCUAGGUAUGAGGUUUAAUUUUGUAAUUUAAACCUUAAUUGAAAAAAAAGUGCAACAUAUCAAAUUAAAAUACAACGAACCGGUUAAAUUAAAGACACACAAGAAACAGUCUGUCCUUUAAACUUGUACAUUUAAAAUGUGUAAUAUUUUUACUUAAUAUUGAUGAUAAUCAUGCUUAGUGUGUUUGAAUGAAAAGUUUAUAAUUACACUGUUUAAUAUGGAAAUAAAUGCAAAUGUACUUCUAUA